This is a messenger RNA of Komagataella phaffii GS115, 6234 nucleotides long. RefSeq names its product Voltage-gated high-affinity calcium channel. Gene Ontology annotation, biological process: calcium ion import across plasma membrane. Gene Ontology annotation, cellular component: voltage-gated calcium channel complex; membrane. The transcript has a single exon. Lineage: Eukaryota; Fungi; Ascomycota; Pichiomycetes; Pichiales; Pichiaceae. The record is from RefSeq and is a predicted model, not a curated record. Gene Ontology annotation, molecular function: high voltage-gated calcium channel activity. The coding region runs from base 1 to 6234 and encodes 2077 amino acids.
AUGACUGACAAGCAUCGCAAGAACAACUCUUUUGAGUCUGGAGGAGCCAUUUCUUCCUCGAGCUCCUUAAAUUCAAGGGGUAGCUCGACAACACGGCACAACGCAGGAAAUCAAGAUAUUCCACACGUGAGUAUAGACGAUACAGAUUCUGGACGAGAGAGCCGAAGCCCUAGAAGAUUUCAGAAACAAAUCAGCCCGUUCAGGUCUCCUAGAUUGGGUUUUCUGAACAAUUUGCAUUCCCCAAAACUGAAGACUAAGUUUGAACCUGCAUAUCACGAACUAGAAGACCAAGACGAUGGUAACGACAAUGACGUGUCAAGGACAAUGCCCACUCUACGCAUAGACACUGAGUACAGUGAGACAGGAUCCAACCCCUUUUUGGUUGCAGAUGAACAGCCAAAAUCUCCGUCGGGCAGUUUUUUGCAUUCGCCAAUUCUUGAAAACGCUCAAUCAUCUGAUGUUUUAAAUACAGGUCUUGAAUUGGCUUUGGGUGAAAGGUUAGGUAAAGGUGCCUGGCUGCCCACUGCUGAAAAUGCAGAUGAAACUCAAGAUCAAGACUUCACCAAUUAUCAAGAACAUUCGAUCCCGGAUGAUGGCAGCCAAGCCCAAAAAUACGACCAGAGCUCCUCACUUUCUCCAUAUGAAAACAUAGAAAUGGCGUCACUGAAUAGUAAACUAUCAAACAUAGAGACUAGGGUUGAAUCUAAUUCAUCAAAGCCUUCAAGUCCAAAAUUAGACACUUCGCCGAAAAAGGUUACUUCAGCAGUUCGGAGACUUUCCUUGAGAGUUAGUGGGAAGGACGAUUUGGAGGAGUCCCAAAACAUGAGAACGUCUGGUGAUAUGCCUCAAAUUUAUUUAAGUGAUACAUCUGAUUCGAAUGAUUAUUUACAGCCGGCAGUAUCAAAAUCAGAUUUUUUAAGUGUACAUCCUGAAUCCACAAGAGGUUCCUUUCUUCCAACAGAUGGCAAGCAGGAUGGCCUGUCUUCGAUUGGCUCUGCUAAAGAAGAGGUUCAAAAACACGAGGAUGAACACGAAGAGAUCUGCUUAUUUGGAUCCACUUUGCGAUUGUUUGACAACGACAGCAGAGUUAGACAAAGGUGUGCAAAAAUAGUGAUGCACAAAUAUUUUGAUCCCGUGGUUGUUUUCUUGAUUUUCUUAGUGACUGUUCUUUUAUCCUAUCAACUAUGGAUUCCAGAAGUUAGAGGCUAUCAUCAUGCAGAAGAGUAUACUAGUGUUGACUGGGUCUUGGUGUUUAUAUAUGUCCUGUUCACAAUAGAAACAGUUCUCAAGAUAAUAACGUUCGGCCUCGUCGAUGACUCACAAAUGUACGAGGCUUUGAAUAUCACCAUGAAAACUAACCAGUUUUGGUUAUUUUGGGACAGAUGGGAUUGGAAAAAACUGCAAUUUAAAAGCCAGACAUCCUCUUAUCGAAAGACUAUGAGCGAACCUUCAGAAAAGUUUUCACAUAGUUCCACGAAGCUGAACAGAGCUUAUUUAAGAGUCAGUUGGAAUCGCAUAGAUUUUGUUAGUGUGUUUGCAUUCUGGAUAUCCCUGUUUCUUUCGAUCAAUCAUUAUGACCUUCGCAACGGCAUAUUCAUUUUCAGAUCAUUAAUGUGUUUGAAAAUUUUGAGGCUUGUCAAUCUGACUCAUGGCACCUUCACCAUCCUAAAGGCAUUAAAAGAGGCCAUACCAGAAUUAAUAGAUGUCAUUUUAUUCUUAGUGUGCUUUUGGUCUUUUUUUGCAAUUUUAGGCGUUCAAUGUUUUAAAGCAUCAUUUAGGCGGCAAUGUGUUUGGACCAACCCUGCUGAUCCCACCGAUACUUUCGUAAAUGAAAUGCAAUUUUGUGGGAGUUAUUUGGAUAAUGGAAGAACAAUGCCCUAUAUUUACUCAAAUGGAGAAAGUUCAGGAAUUGCAAAAGGUUAUCGUUGCCCUCAAAAUUCGGUAUGCGUCUCCGAUGUCAAUCCCUAUGGAGGUGUACUAAGUUUUGAUAAUAUUGCGCACUCUUUUGAAAUAGUGUUUGUCAUAAUGAGUGCUAAUACUUUCACAGACUUGAUGUACUACGUUAUAGACAGUGAGAAUCUUGCUGCAUCAUUAUUCUUCAUUGUCACUCUGUUUACACUUACCGUUUGGUUAGUCAACUUGAUAAUUGCUGUCAUUGUGCACUCGUUUAUGAGGAUCAAGGAUAAUAUCAAAGCUCAAAAUAAAAGUCGAAAUGCCGAUAGAUUACUCAUUUCUAAAACUUGCAAGAAGCAGCACGAAACCUACUCGAAGACAAAACGUAUUCUCUACUACAGCAAGUUUGAACCACUUUUUUGUUUGUUGAUUGUUUGUAACAUUGCAAUCAGGGCUAAAUUUGACAAUGCAAGCAUUGUUUAUAGGUUUGAUUGUGCAGUGACUAUCGUGUUGCUACUUGAAAUUAUUGCCAGAUUUUGCAUCUUUUUACCUAAGUGGAGGAUUUUCUUCUACUCCUAUGCCAACGUGAUCGAUCUACUGCUGGCAGUGAUCACAGCUCUUAUAAUUAUUCCUCCAAUUAGGACUAACCUAAACAUUGCUUAUGAUUGGCUCUCGUUUUUCUUUCUCUUUAGAAUUUAUCGUGUGGUCAUGAUGAUCAGUUAUAUCAAAAUGACAUGGUACCGCAUCAUCGUUAAUUUGCAAUCAAUUAUUGAUCUUUCCAUAUUUUACUUUGUUCUCUUGUUUUUGGUUUCAAUAAUUGUAACAAGAUUGACAGAAGGAAUAUUGCCUGAAGAAGAAAUUGAAGAGAAUAUGCUGACGCUCUACAACCUUCCCAAUUCUUUUAUUUCGUUAUACAUCAUAACAACCACGGAAGAUUGGACAUCAAUACUUUACUUAGUUCAGCAGUACUCUCCAAACACAUCAACAGCAGUAUUUGUCGCUUGUUACUUGAUAUUUUGGUUUUUCUUCUCUAACAUGUUGAUCUUCAAUAUUUUCAUUGCUGUCAUUGCAAAGAGUCUGGAAGUUUCAGAAAUGGACAAGCGAAAACUUCAAAUUACAUCUUUUUAUAACAAGUUGAAAAGGCACUUGAAUGAGCAAAAGUAUACAGGUCUUCUGUCAAGCUUCAAAAGGAAAUUUACUAAGAAAAGCGAUUACAAAGAUAAAGAAGAAUUUGACGAGGCACUUUUACUCUUGCUGCUAAAUGGGAAGCUUAAUGAAUAUCUAAUGGUAAAUGCAGCUCAAAAGCCUGAAUCCAAUAGAAUAUAUAACUACAUUUCAAAGUUUUCUUUCGUGCAGAAGAUUGAGAAAUUUCUUACUUCUUGCUUUCAGAAUCCAUUUUACAACUUUGACUCCUUUCACAACGGAUACAAGAAAAGGGAUGAUCUUACAUUUGCAGAGGCUUCUCAGUUUCUCAUGGACCAGAAACAGCUUCUUGCCAAUGAAAGAACCAAAUACCUGAAAGAGAAUCCUUUUUACAACACUUCAUUGUAUAUUUUUGCUCCUAACAACAAGUUAAGAAUGAAAUGUCAAAGAAUAGUCCGUCCUACUAAUGGAAAGAGGAUUGAAGGUGUCCAGCCAAAUGAGAAACUGAAAGAUACAUUCCUUUUUGUCAGCUUUCUCGUUACCAUUAUGAUGGUUGUGUCGGUAUGUAUUGUCACACCAUUAUAUCGAAGGGAGUAUGCAUUUUAUUCUUCCGAUUGGGGGUGGCCCACAUAUCUAGAUUGUGCAUUCACAAUUUUUUUCACACUAGAGUUCAUUGUUUCAGUGAUUGCUGACGGCUUAGCAUUUACGCCACAUGCAUACCUCAGAUCGCCCUGGAACUGUAUUGAUGCUGCGGUUCUUAUCACCUUAUGGAUCAAUUUUAUUUCAGAACUUCAACAUAGUGGCCCUGCAUCCCGAGUUGUUAAUGGAUUUAGAGCACUAAGAGCUUUUCGAUUAUUAACUUUGAGCUCGACGGCCAAAGAGACGUUUCAAAACACUAUGAUUUCAGGCUUUUGGAAGAUUUUAAAUGCCGCUGUAGUGUCCAUGACCUUGUUGGUACCAUUCUCCAUCUGGGGUAUGUCCAUAUUCAAGCAUCGAUUAGGCUAUUGCAAUGACGAGGAAAGCACAAUGGCCGAAUGUAUGGAUGAAUUCGCAAACGAAGUUUUUAAUUGGGAAGUUCUGAGCCCUCGAGUUUAUGUGGAACCUCCUUUGUAUCUUGACGAUUUUGUUACUUCUUUUAAGUCACUUUACGAAAUCAUUUCACUGGAAGGAUGGGUUGACCUUUUGGAAGAUGUUAUGAAUAUAACAGGACUAGGACUUCCACCGAGUCAUUUUGCUGAUCCCUUCAAUGGUCUGUUUGUUGUAUUGUUUAACUUUUGCAGUACAGUUUUCAUUCUGACCUUGUUUGUGUCAGUCAUUAUCAGCAACUAUUCCAAGAAUACAGGAACCGCUUACUUAACGGAAGAACAAAAAUCAUGGUAUGAGAUAGAAAAAGUUCUAGGAACAGUGAAACCUUCCAAGAGGCGGGAUGCGUCAAGAUUUGGGCCGGUGACAAGGUGGUCUUACAGAUUAGUAGUUGAAAGAAACGUUUACUGGAAGGCGUUCUUAAACACCUGCCUUUUUGUUCACACCAUCGCUCUUUUUUGUGAAAUUUAUCCAAGCCCUGCAAUGCUGAAUGAUUUUAGAUAUGCUGCUUAUUUGAUAUGUUCUAUUGCGUUCACUAUUAACGUUAUACUAACGAUGGUUGCUAUCGGGCCCAAAGACUUUUUCACCAGCAGAUGGAACCUAUUCAAGACUGUUGUCGUUAUCGGGGCCUUACUCACUUCAGCAAUUGCAUACGAUCUCCCCAGAAAUACGGUCUUCGCAAACAUAAAUAAAUUGUUCUUGAUCUCCCUUUUGUUUUUUGUGAUUCCAAGAAGUGAUAGACUCAACCAGUUAUUGAAGUUUGCUAGCGCAAGUUUGCCGGCUCUUUUAUCCUUAGCCUAUACGUGGGGUGUUCUGUUCUUGGUUUAUGCCAUUGCUAUGAACCAAAUAUUUGGUUUGACAAGGACGAAUGAAAACUCGUCCAAUAAUGUUAACUUCAGAACCGUUCCAAAGGCUUUAAUCCUACUUUUCAGGAUGAGUUUUGGUGAAGGUUGGAAUUAUGUCAUGAAUGAUUUUGCAGUCGAGGCUCCGUUUUGUUUUUAUUCUAGCAAUGUUUACGACUCCGACUGUGGAAGUAAAUCAUAUGCCUACUUCUUGUUCAUGACUUGGAACAUAUUGUCGAUGUACAUUUUUGUGAACAUGUUCAUAUCUUUGGUGGUUGAUAGUUUCAGUUACGUUUACCGCAGUUCGGGACCUCUCUCAAAUGUCACCAGAGGAGAAUUGCGAUUGUUCAAACAGGCAUGGCUACCGUUUGAUCAAAGGGGAACUGGUUACAUCUCAGAGGAACGGUUAAUGAGUUUCCUAAGAAAACCAAAGGGAGUAUUUUCUUACCAUAUCUAUGACGAAAGAUAUUCAGUGACAACUUUGAGUAAGAGAUGGUUUGUCCAACAUAAUGCCAGCGAUCCUUACGAUGUCUUCAUUGAUUACGGUGCAAUGUCCACUGAUAUAACUCAUUUGUCACAGAUGAGGCUUAAAACGCAAAACAGAAUUCAAACUUACGAAAGAAUGGUUGAAUAUUUCAGGUUGAUUAAUAGGAGAAAUAAUUUCAAGGGAAUUGACUUCACCAGCACAAUUAGAAGGCUGGCUCUGGUUACACUGUUUGAAGAGAGUUCAUGCUUAAAGCUUGAGGAUUUCUUGACUCACUUUAUGACCAAUCAAAAGUGUGAUUUGGCCAUCAAGGAGAAGAGAGUCAUUGAGACACUGAAGAUGGUCAUCUGCCGUUGGAAAUUCAAAAUGAAAGAUUAUGAUGCUCUUCGAAGUAUGGUUCUGGAAGAUGAACUGAAUACUGCGUUUAUCAAGCAAGAAUUUAUUCCAACAGAAUCCGAAAAUCCGUUUGAGGAAACUGAAUCGAAUAAACUUCAAGGGGAAUAUCCAAAGCCUGAUAUCCAAGCCCAGCCUUACCCCAAGUUUGAUUAUCACAACACUUUUGACAGAUACGAUCCUUAUAAUUACGCUUCAUAUGGGUAUAGAGGAGAUGAGCACGGUUUUUCACAAGAUAUUCGUCUUCGAAAUUUAACCACCAGCAAUGACGAAACUACUGUUAAUCCCUUUGUCCAUACUUCUGUUGAAGCAGAUGAAAAUGACUCCGAUAAGAAAACAACCACGUCGGUCAAGGAAACAGAACUAGCUUCUCGUACCAGUAGUUCGUCUACUUGA